Monopterus albus (swamp eel) is the source of this 1784-nucleotide messenger RNA. Its product is annotated as tetraspanin-13-like. Bases 179 to 796 code for a protein of 205 amino acids. Gene Ontology annotation, cellular component: membrane. The record is from RefSeq and is a predicted model, not a curated record. The transcript has 6 exons. Lineage: Eukaryota; Metazoa; Chordata; Actinopteri; Synbranchiformes; Synbranchidae.
GGUAAGUGACCAAUCAGCGAGCAGGAUCUGCUCAGGAAACGCUCCCUGGUUCAGUUUCGACCUGCGCGACAGGUGCAAGGAGUCUGGUAGUGUCUUGCUGACAUCGUAUCGGUUAAAAAGUCGGAGAAGUAAAAAAAAAAAAUUGUAUCAUUUGUGAGGGACUGUCCUGGGAGCAGCGAUGGUUUGUGGCGGAUUCUCUUGCACCAAGAACGCACUAUGCGCUCUGAAUAUACUUUACAUUUUGGUGAGUCUGCUGCUGAUCGGAGUGGCAGCCUGGGGUAAAUGGUUCGGCAUGGUCUCCAGCAUCAGAGUGGUGGCAGGGGUCAUCGGCGUGGGUAUUUUCCUCUUCCUAGUUGCCUUUGUGGGGCUGUGCGGUGCCAUGAAGCACCACCAAGUCCUGCUCUUCUUUUACAUGAUGAUCCUGUUCAUUGUGUUCGUGGUGCAGUUCUCUGUGUCCUGUGCGUGUCUGUCCCUGAAUACAGACCAACAGAAGCACCUGCUGGAGAUUGGAUGGAACAAAUCUGAGGCCACACAACGGGACAUAGAGAAAACACUUCACUGUUGUGGCUUCUCCUCUGUUAAUGAAAGUGACUCAUGUGCUGCUAGUUGCUUUAACAACCCUACACAGCCUUGUAAGCCCUGCUCAGACAUCAUCCAGCAGUACGCUGGGGAAGUGCUACAGUUUGUGGGUGGUGUCGGUCUCUUUUUCAGUUUCACGGAGAUCCUUGGAGUUUGGCUCGCCCACAGAUACAGAAAUCUCAAAGAUCCACGAUCAAAUCCUGGAGCCUUUCUGUAACCACUCACAAUUUAAUAAACCAGAAAUGACGCUGCUGAAUACAUUUCCCCCUUAACUAUGUAAACCACCCUUUAUCUCUCUGUUUGUAUGAUUUAAAGCAAGAAUGAGGCUCUUGUUGAAUAGUUCUGUAAAAGUCACAGGAGUAGAGAAGAGUCCAAGUCAAAAAAAAAAACACAUUACUAGUGUCAGUUAGCAUGAGCCGCUGGCCACACGAGUCUGUGAGAGGCUAUAAAAUCCUGUACUGUUCUGACCUGAGCAAACAUUUUUUUUUUCUUGUUAAUUCAGUUUUCUGUUUGUAAGAACUGUUCUAUGAUAUUCUAUUUAUCAAAUGUCCACAGUGUCACUAUAUUAUAUGCUGUUUGGUUAUUUUCAUUUGAAUUGAUGCUUUGUUUGCUGCCGAGAACAUAAAUUGUGUUGUUUUUAUAGGCUUUUUUUUAAGACUAGUUUGAAAUUUUGGGACAUGUAUCUACUUAAUUAGUGAAAAUUAGAAGAGUGAUCACUCCUGUGUCUGUAUGGUACGUAUGUAGCUGGAGUCGGAAGCCAUUUAUCUUAGCUUAGCAUAACAGGGAAACUGUUUGCUUGGUUAUGUCCAAAGUUUACUAUAAGAGUUCUACCUACCAGCACCUCUAAAUUUCACUAGUCAACAUGUUGUAUCUUGUUUAAUUUGUACAAAAGGCAGUGUUUUACUGGAAGGUAUGUGCCUGCUGGGAUGACAAGGCUCCAAACUCCCGUGUUGUCUUGAUUAGCAGACAUUAGCAGGGCUGAUGGGUUAAUUUUGUUAUGUUUGCACAGAGCCAAACUAGCUAUUUCACAUUUUUAGUCUUUAUGCUAAGCUAUGCUAACUGGCUGUUGCUAUAGCUUUAUACCCACAGAUGGGAUGGUGAUACCAGUCUUCUACUUAAACUCUCAGCAAGAAAACAGUAUUUCCCAAAAUGUCAAACUAUGCCUUUAAGAGAAACCUGAUAAGUAUUUUAAUACGUCUCGUAGU